AUGACGUUAGAAUUACCAUUAGAUAAAAGGAGAAAAGUCCAGGAUCAGGUAAGAGCCUUCAAAAAAGUCAAGAAUUGCACGAUUAAAGAGUUUGCACAGCUGAUAGGAUUGUUGGUAUCUUGCUGUCCGGCUAUUCAAUAUAGUUGGGUACAUAUUAAGAGCUUAGAGAGAGAAAAGUAUCUAGCGUUAUUGAGAUCCAAGAAGGACUAUGAAGGAUUUAUGGUUCUAAGUCAGAGUUUACAGGAAGAUUUUUUGUGGUGGGAACAGAACAUUGAAAAGAGAGUGUCGAGUAUCGCAAAUCGUGAAUUCAGGCUGACCAUUUUCUCGGACGCCUCCCGUACCGGUUGGGGAGCGGCGUGCGGUAAAGAAAGAACUCAUGGGUUCUGGAGUGAUUCCGACAAAUUGCACCAUAUAAAUUUUUUAGAACUUCUUGCAGCUUUUUUUGGUCUUCAAUGUUUCGCCUUAGAGUUAAGAAACUGUAAUAUUCUAUUAAGAAUUGAUAAUACCACUGCCAUUUCGUAUAUAAAUCGUAUGGGUGAUGUGAGAUUCAAAAAACUUAGCAAUCUCGCCAAAUCCAUUUGGAGAUGGUGCGAAGAUCGCGAAUUAUUCAUUUUCGCGUCAUACAUUUCGUCAAAAGAUAACGCGGAUGCAGAUUUUGAAUCUAGAAGGCUAGGAGACGGAACGGAGUUUGAGUUAUCAGAGACUGUUUUCCGCAGAAUUGUUAAGGAAUGGGGACUCCCAGAAAUAGAUUUAUUCGCGACAAGGAUCAAUACAAAAUGUAAGGACUACGUCUCCUGGAUCAAAGAUCCUGGCGCAAUAGCGGGAGCCGCAUCCUCUUUGGAGGACGCUUACCCUGGUGGCAGGAAAAUUAUCAGGGAAGCCUUCCUAAUAAACGGCAUCCCCGAAGAAGCUAUUAAGAUCUCCAUGGCCUCCUUGAGUGAAUCAUCUCUCAAGCAAUACGACAGUUCGUUGAGGAAAUGGUGGUUUUUUUGUAAAUCCAGAGAGUUGUCCUUGUAUAAAGUAAAGAUAGCAGAUAUUAUCAAGUUUUUGACCUUACAGUUCGAUAGAGGAGCAUCCUACGGAUCUCUUAAUUGCAUUCGAUCGGCUAUCUCCCUUAUCGCGGGAACAGAAAUCGGAAGGAAUGAGAGUGUUAUGAGAUUUUUCAGAGGUAUAUCUAAGUUAAGACCUCCAGAACCGAAAUACGACUCCACUUGGGAUCCGAAGACGUUGCUAGACUUUCUCAAGAAAUUACCAAAUAACACCUUAUCUUUGGCUAAACUUAGUAAGAAGUUAAUAGCGUUGUUAGCUUUAGUAACGGGCCAAAGAAUUCAAACCUUGUCCUUAAUAGAUAUAAGGAACAUCGUUAUAAGAGAGGAUUUGAUCGAAAUUAAAAUCCCGGAUAGAAUUAAGACGUCUAGACCCGGAUUGAAACAACCGCUGUUAGUUCUACCCGUUUAUGAGAAGGAUCCAAACAUUUGCCCGGUUAGAACACUCCAAGUUUAUCUCCAAAAGACCCAAGAUCUCAGGAAGGAUAUCAAUUCGAUAUUUAUAUCAUUCAAGAGACCCUUUAAGAAGGUGUCUUCUCAAACGUUAAGCAGAUGGCUAAAGGAUAUAUUGCAUAGUAGUGGGAUAGAUACAGAUAUUUUCUCAGCGCACAGCACUAGACAUGCGUCCACGUCUGCGGCUAGAAGGAAAGGUGUCAAUAUUGACAUUAUUAGAAAAUCGGCUGGAUGGACUAAAGAAUCGGCCACCUUCGCAAGAUUUUAUGAUAGGCCCAUUGGCCAUGAUGUAAAGUUAUUCGGACAGGCUAUUCUAGACUAA
Trachymyrmex cornetzi is the source of this 1821-nucleotide messenger RNA. RefSeq lists its product as uncharacterized. NCBI's taxonomy places the organism in Eukaryota, Metazoa, Arthropoda, Insecta, Hymenoptera, Formicidae. Gene Ontology annotation, biological process: DNA integration; DNA recombination. Bases 1 to 1821 code for a protein of 606 amino acids. The record is from RefSeq and is a predicted model, not a curated record. The transcript is spliced from 2 exons. Gene Ontology annotation, molecular function: DNA binding.